This is a messenger RNA of Spinacia oleracea (spinach), 1821 nucleotides long. RefSeq names its product cytochrome P450 71A22-like. The transcript has 2 exons. Lineage: Eukaryota; Viridiplantae; Streptophyta; Magnoliopsida; Caryophyllales; Amaranthaceae. The record is from RefSeq and is a predicted model, not a curated record. Gene Ontology annotation, molecular function: heme binding; iron ion binding; oxidoreductase activity, acting on paired donors, with incorporation or reduction of molecular oxygen. The coding region runs from base 65 to 1609 and encodes 514 amino acids.
AUGAUAAUUUGAUAAUCAUUGCACAAAAGGAAAGACUUUGAAAGAAAGAAACGAACUUGUAAAUAUGGCUAUGGAUCAUGAACAAUUCUUAGAGAAAUUUGCUUUGAAUUCUCUCUCCUUAUUCCUUUUUUUAAGCUUCUUAAUCUUCAUUUACAAAUGGCUUUGUAGAACAAAUGCUACAACCAAAAACAAGCCACCCUCCCCACGAAAGCUACCGGUUUUCGGUAACCUUCAUCAGCUUGGUAAGUUGCCUCAUCGUUCCCUACUAACCUUGUCACAGCAAUAUGGAGACCUCAUGUUGCUUCACAUCGACAGCAAGCCGACACUCGUGGCGUCAUCACCGGAUAUGGCUCGGGAGAUCAUGAAAACUCAUGAUGUUAUCUUUGCAAAUAGGCCAAAUUUGAAAGUGGCUAGGAGAAUUUUAUAUGAUUGUAAGGACUUGGCUUUUGCUAAUUAUGGAGAAUAUUGGAGGCAGAUGAAGAGCAUCUGUGUGCUGCACGUUUUGAGCAGCAAGAAAGUCCGGUCUUUUCGACAAGUGAGGGAGGAAGAAGCUGCAGUAAUGGUGGAUAAAAUCAGGAGAUUCAGACAAUCAUCAGAAGAAGUGAAUUUGAGUGAGAUUAUUGCAAGUUUGACAAAGGAUGUUAUAUGUAGAGCUGCUUUUGGGAGGAAGUAUACUGGUGAGGAAGGUUGUGCAAAUAUUAGGGAAUUGCUGAAUGAUUUUUCUGAAGCGCUUGGAGCAUUUUGUAUGCAGGAUUUUGUGCCGUGGUUGGGUUGGAUUGAUCGACUGACUGGUGUGGAUCGCAAGGCAAACAAAGUUGCAAACGCGCUUGAUGGGUUCAUUGAAAAGAUUGUUCAAGAACAUGUGGAACGACUAAACUUACAGACAGACAGUACUGAUGAAGCUGACAAAGAAGAGAAGUUGCAGGAUUUUGUGGAUAUUUUGCUUGAAAUUCAGAGAGAAAAUUCAUCUGUGCUUCCUAGAGAAAGUAUCAAAGCCAUUCUAAUGGAUAUGCUUGCUGCUGGAACAGACACAACUUACACGCUGCUAGAAUGGGCAAUGGCGGAGCUGCUACAACAUCCCCAAGUUAUGAAAGAACUGCAAGAAGAGGUAAGGGUAAGUAACAGAGGAAAACAAGGAAUAAAUGAGGAUGAUGUGAAGAACAUGAAGUACUUAAAAGCAGUCAUCAAGGAGACACUGAGGUUACAUCCACCACUUCCUCUGUUACUGUUUCGUGAAUCAUCUCAGGACGUUAAAAUAAAUGGUUACGACAUUGCUGCUGGAACACAAGUCAUUAUCAACGCGUGGGCAAUUCAAAGAGACUCUACUUCUUGGGAAGACGCAGAGGAGUUUCGUCCUGAGAGGUUCUUGAACUCUUCAAUAGACUUUAAGGGGCAAGACUUUGAGUUUAUUCCAUUUGGUGCUGGCAGACGCGGCUGCCCGGGUAUAUCGUUUGGCAUAGUCGAUGCAGAGCUGGUACUAGCAACACUUGCUUACGAGUUUGAUUGGAUGAUACCUCAAGGGAAGGAUUUUAAUCUGGUUGAGAGUAUGGGUACUACAAUUCGCAAGCGAGAUGCUCUUGUGGCCAUUCCAACUCCCUACUCAAACUAGGAAAGACAUACUUUAUCCGUCCCAAAUUUAUAGUCCUGUUUUCUAAUCUGUCGUCCCAAAAAUAUUCAUGUUUCUAUUUUUGACUAUUAAGUUUUCCACUUUUUCAUGUACUAUAAUAGUUAAAAAGUCAGUGAAAAUCUCCUCAUGUACUAUAUUUAACUUCCACAAGUACUAUACUCCCUUUUACAUGUACUAUAUAUCCUAUUUUCUCA